CCAAAAAUGAACUAGUGUCAACUAUGAAGGGUAGUGUCAAAGUAGUAGUAGUGUCAACAAAUUUUUUAAAUGAUCUAACCUCACAAAAUAAAUUGAUUCUAUUUUGAUAUUUUCAAAUUAUAGUAUGGAAUUCAAUUUUUUUGUUUUAUCUCCAUCAUUUUUAUAGAAUAUGGACAAAGAGAGUGAUCAUGAUAAAACCUCUUUUUGGAAGAAAAAUGCUAGAACUGUACCUGGGAGGCCUAGUCCCAAAAAAGAAGUGAAGCCUUCAGUUAAGUCCAAACAAAGUGGGAGUACUUCUUUCCAGGAUUUUCAAGCAUCCGUUAGUGAUGCUUGGGAAAUAGAUGAUGAUGACUUCUGUAUCGUUUCAGGUCUUGAGAGUACAAAAAUUUCGAAAAAAGUAUCAGAGUCAGCUGCCAUAAAUGUUCUGAACAGCCAUCGUUUUAUUUCUGACUCUGGAUUACCUGAAAAGCCAGUUGCUACCAUUACUCCCACUACUUCUGAUAGUUUAGAAUCCACGAGAGGCAGUCCUUUUCCUGGUAGACCUCAACAGAUGAGAUGUAGAAAUAUGCCUCAGGAUGAGGAUAAUGAGUCAAAGCUGAAACGCUUUGAGAUAUAUUUGUCUAACACUCCUACUUUACAAGGGUUAUGUGAACUUAGUUGGUCUGGUAUUCCUGUCAAGGUGAGACCAAUUGUAUGGCGUUUGUUAUCAGGAUACCUUCCAAUGAAUUUGGAACGUCGAAACAAUGUGUUAGAACGAAAGAGACAAGAUUAUUGGAGUUUAGUGAACAAAUAUUACUAUGCAGAUCAUGAUGAAAAUGAGCGCGAUAUAAAGCAUCAAAUAAACAUUGAUGUACCUAGGAUGAAUCCAACAGUCCCUCUUUUUCAACAGAAGACUGUUCAGGCUAUUUUUGAAAGGAUUUUAUUCAUUUGGUCUACCCGUCAUCCAGCUUCAGGUUAUGUGCAGGGUAUAAACGAUUUGGUUACACCAUUCUAUGUUGUCUUCUUACAAGAGUAUAUUCCUAGUAACCAACUUUUUGAAACUUUUAAUGUCGAUACACUCAGUGAAGAGGCAUUGAAGAUUAUUGAGGCUGACUCAUUUUGGUGCUUAUCUAAGUUUCUUGAUGGCAUUCAAGACAAUUAUGUAUUUGCUCAAAUUGGUAUUCAAAAAAAAGUUCUUCAACUUGAAGAGCUCAUUACUAGAGUAGAUGAAACUUUACAUCGCCACUUAAAAUCACACAAUGUUAGCUAUUUACAGUUUUCAUUUAGAUGGUUAAACAAUCUUUUAACCCGUGAGCUUCCUUUAAGAUGUACUAUAAGAUUGUGGGAUACAUACUUGGCAGAGAGUGAUAAUUUUGCUUCAUUUCAGUUGUAUGUUUGUGCAGCUUUCUUGUUAUAUUGGAAGGAAGAUUUGAUGCGUCAAAAUGAUUUUCAGGGACUUUUGAUAUUGCUACAAAAUCUGCCUACUCAGGUUUGGUCAAGUUCUCAAGUUAGUUUAUUGGUAGCUGAAGCAUACAAAUUAAAGUACAUGUUCGCAGAUGCUCCAAAUCAUCUUCAAAGUAAUAGAGCAGAAAGUUGACUAGUUUAAUUAUAUGUUUUUUAAGGUGAAUUUUUUUAAAGUUUUGUUAUGUGAAUAUUGGACUUGAAAUAUUUUUAUAAAUCGAUAUGCAAAUGUGAUUCAAAAUAUUUACUCAAAUAAAAUACUUUCAACUUGGAAAAA
Messenger RNA from Coccinella septempunctata (seven-spotted ladybird), 1717 nucleotides. RefSeq names its product TBC1 domain family member 22B (gene Tbc1d22). Lineage: Eukaryota; Metazoa; Arthropoda; Insecta; Coleoptera; Coccinellidae. Gene Ontology annotation, biological process: activation of GTPase activity. The transcript is spliced from 4 exons. Gene Ontology annotation, molecular function: GTPase activator activity. The record is from RefSeq and is a predicted model, not a curated record. The coding region runs from base 170 to 1576 and encodes 468 amino acids.